ACUCGACCCGUUCAUUUGCUUGCUAAGCGCUGUAUCCAUUAUCCUUUUUCUCUUACGCAUAAAACCCUAAUUGCUUCCCUGCCGGUUGCCUAUCCACCAUUCCACAUUCCCACUCCUGCUGCCCUGCACUCCACUGCCGUGCGCCUUUGCCCGUCUGCCCAGCAGGGCCAGCACGCCGCACGCCAAAUCGUCCUCGCCAUCGCCAUCGCCAUCGCCAUCGCCAUCACCCAACGCCCUUGCCUAGUUGCCUGGCUGCCUAGCUGAAGCUCGCCAUCUUCCUCACGACGCUUGGACGGUGGUCGUUCCAGAGACGCAGAGGUAGAGACGUAGAGGUGGAGCUCCCUCACGACGCUCGGACGGUGGAUAUCUGUAGUUCUGUUCGGCGUUCGUUUCGGCCUUCGGGUCCCAGACUCCCAGAGACGCAGAUCUACCGGAGAGGUGGAGGGCGAAGAGUUUCACUGUUUCUGCGACGGAAGAGAUCGGCUUUGCUCCAGUGCUCGUAUCACACAGGAAAUUCUUUGUCAUUCUUUGAGGGGAUUUGGAAAAAAAUUAUCUCCUGUUAUUAUCUUUUCUUUAUCGCAAUAAUAUAUGGGCUGAGGUGCACAUUUCAUGGGAGGUGUAGAGGAUGAUGAACCACCAUCAAAACGCAUGAAAUUAUCCUCUGGAGAACUGAAAGGCCUUUCGAACGGUUUGUCUCUUGCAGAGCCUGUAGCUGGCUCUUUGGGAGACGUGAUGGCUCGGCCCCUACCAACCCAAGGGGAUGAAGAGAUGGUUGGUUCACGAGGAGUAAUUAAAAGAGUAGAAUUUGUUCGGAUCAUAGCCAAAGCCCUGUACUCUCUUGGUUAUAAAAAAAGUGGAGCUCAUUUGGAAGAAGAGUCGGGGAUACCCUUACAUUCUUCUAUGGUGGAUUUGUUCAUGCAGCAAAUUCUUGAUGGCAAUUGGGAUGAAAGUGUAGCCACAUUGCAUAGAAUCAGUCCAUUGGAUGAAACUAUUCUUAGGUCAGCAUCUUUUUUGAUAUUCGAGCAGAAGUUCUUUGAACUUUUGGAUGGAGAAAAAGUCAUGGAUGCUUUGAAGACUUUGAGGACUGAGAUUGCACCACUUUGCAUUAAUAAUACUAGAAUUCGAGAGCUCUCUUCAUGGAUUGUGUCUUCUUCGCAGAGUGCAUUAGUUGGCUCUCCUAGUCAAGCUGCUGUGAGAGCAAAGUCUCGGUCAAAUCUACUGGAGGAAUUGCAGACUCUUCUUCCUCCAACUGUUAUGAUACCUGAGAGAAGGUUGGAACAUCUAGUUGAACAGGCCCUUAACUUGCAACGUGAUGCUUGCAGGUUUCACAAUUCUUUGGAUAGGGAAAUGUCAUUGUAUACUGAUCAUCAGUGCGGAAGAGACCGGCUUCCUUCUCAAACUCUACAGAUACUAGAAGCACAUUAUGACGAAGUCUGGUUUUUGCAAUUUUCGCACAAGGGCAAAUAUUUAGCCUCAUCAUCGAAUGACCGGUCUGCAAUCAUAUGGGAGAGCUGGGAAGCUUUUCCCUUUCCUAUCGACUGUUGUGCACCAUCAUGCUCUCAAGUACAUUGUUUCCCAACUGCAUUACAUUACCAUACAACUACUGACCUGCUAUCCAUCUUGGGAGUUAUGGUGGAGAGGCUGAAAUCAAGUGUUGGUAUCUUACCAUACGAGAUUGACACCAAUGGAGUGUUUUUAAAGCAUAGACUGACUGGUCACCAGAGACCUGUCUCUUCUGUUUCAUGGAGUCCUGAUGACCACCAGCUCCUCACUUGUGGUGUAGAAGAGUCUGUUAGGCGCUGGGAUGUCUCUUCUGGUGAAUGCCUUCAUGUUUAUGAAAAGACCGGAUUGGGCUUGGUUUCUUGUGGAUGGUUUCCAGAUGGCAAAUGCAUAUUCUCUGGUGUUACUGAUAAGAGCAUUUGCAUGUGGGAUUUGGAAGGAAAGGAGCUGGAAUGUUGGAAAGGUCAAAGAACACUUAAGAUUUCGGACCUGGAAAUAACUGGUGAUGGGAAGCAGAUUAUCAGUAUUUGUAGAGAUACUGCAAUACUAUUAUUUGAAAGGGAAACUAAGGCUGAGAGAUACAUCGAGGAGGAUCAAACCAUAACUUCAUUCUCAUUAUCAAGGGACAGUAAGUUUGUGCUGGUCAGCCUUUUGAAUCAAGAGAUCCAUCUUUGGAACAUUAAUGGUGAUAUCAAGCUCAUUGCAAAGUAUGAAGGUCACAAACGCGCCCGCUUUAUUAUAAGGUCCUGUUUUGGUGGAUCUGAGGAAGCUUUCAUUGCUAGCGGUAGUGAAGACUCACAGGUCUACAUAUGGCACAGAGGCUCAGGUGAACUGAUACAGUCUUUGCCUGGCCAUUCUGGAGCCAUUAAUUGUGUGUGCUGGAAUCCAACAAAUCCUCACAUGUUGGCAUCGGCCAGCGAUGAUCGUACAGUUCGUGUAUGGGGCCUAGGUCAGAUAAAUUUGUCAAACAAAGGUACUCGGUGCAAUGGCGUCCACUAUUGCAAUGGAGGAACACAGAGCUGAAAACAGAAGGGGAAAAAAUCAUGGACUAGUUUAAGUUUGUUAUUUAUAUUUCUUUUCCUGAAAAUUUCUUCUAUGUAAAUACAUCAUUUGCAUUUCAAGGAGACAUAACAAUCAUGUGGAUUGUGCAAGCCAUUUUCUGAUAAUAAAUCAUCUAGUUCCAUUUUAAA
Messenger RNA from Malania oleifera, 2690 nucleotides. RefSeq names its product WD repeat-containing protein 26 homolog. Gene Ontology annotation, molecular function: protein binding. NCBI's taxonomy places the organism in Eukaryota, Viridiplantae, Streptophyta, Magnoliopsida, Santalales, Ximeniaceae. The transcript has 8 exons. The coding region runs from base 610 to 2523 and encodes 637 amino acids. The record is from RefSeq and is a predicted model, not a curated record.